Coregonus sp. 'balchen' is the source of this 1419-nucleotide messenger RNA. The record is from the annotation of a GenBank genome assembly. Lineage: Eukaryota; Metazoa; Chordata; Actinopteri; Salmoniformes; Salmonidae.
AUGGAGAGGAGGGAGGUAAGAUAUCGGAAUAUUUGAUUGUGAUGCACAAUUAAACAGCAUCCAUUGCAGAACGUCUGCUCUUACCCCAACCCGCCUCUCUCUCUACCUCUAUUUCCUUCUCUCCUCUAUCUCUCUCGCUCUCUUCUUGUUCUUCAGUAUCCAGUCGGAGAAGUCCUCAUCAUUCCGAUGACAUUGUCGACGUCACCUUCGCCCCAGGACUCAGUUCGACCCCAAACCCUUCCCCUCCAUCCCUCUUCCCCUCCUCCCCCCGUCUCCUCCCCUCCUCCUCCUCCACUUUCUCUCUCCAGUCCCCAUCUCCAGGCUGAGUUUCUGAGGAGAGCUCCCAAAGCUGCCUCCCCCGACAACGACUUUGCUAGACCCCAAAUCCUUCCCCUCCAGCCUUCUCCCCCCGUCUCCACCUCUGUAGCCUCCCUUCCUCCCCCUCUUUCCUCCACUCCUCCACCCCUCUGUCUGUCCAGUCCCCAGCUCCAGGCGGAGUUUCUGAGGAGAGCUAGCCGUGGUCUCAGAACUGUCUCCUGCGACACCGACGAUGUCCUCACUUCCCCCAGCUCCCCCCUGGUCUCACCCUUUACCUCCACCACCACCUCCCCCCUUACCUCCCCACCUCAGCCUCUCUCCCCCACCUCCCCCUUUAACUCUCCACCACAGCCCCUCUCCCCCUCCACGCCCACUACAGAGGGUGAGUGUACGUUUUCGAACAGUGUCAUGGUGUAGUACUGAUAGUAUAGUCUGAGUAAUGUGUUGCUAGUCUCUCUCCACUUCUCAGCUACUGAGUAUAGCUAAUGUAGUAGCAGUCGUAGUAGUAGCAGCAGCGUUGUUGUUGUAGUAGUAGCAGCAUUGUUGUUGUUGUUGUAGUAGUAGUAGUAGUAGUAGUAGUAGUAGUAGUAGUAGUAGUAGUAGUAGUAGUAUAAUAAUACAGUAGUAAUGUGUGUAUGUGUCUCUCCAGUAAAGAGCUGCUGUGUGUAGUGUAGUGGUGUACAAUAAUAUUUGUGUGUGUGUGUGUGCAGGUCGCGCUACUCGCCUUUCUCUCUCCAGUCCUGAGCUGCUGACGGAGCUGCGUCGGUCUCAGUCCCGUCCUAUGAAGCACGUCUCCAUCUCUAAAGGACUCACCACUGUCUUCUGUGGACGGGGCAGGGGCGUAACGGUAAGGUGUGUGUGUGUGUGUCUCACACCACUGUCUUCUCUGGCAGGGGUGAGGACAGAAAGUAUUGGGGGAUGAUGUGAGAACUUACCUACUGUGGUAAAUAUAAACCGCUCCCCCCUCUCUCGCUCUCUGUGCACCAGACUCCUAGCUCUGCCCCUGCCUCAGGAGCAACCAACCAGACACUCCGCUCAGACUCCACGGCCAAUGGGAGAAGACAGGCGGGUCCCAGGCUGUCCAAUGGGACAUUGCGUUAG